Messenger RNA from Triticum dicoccoides, 1074 nucleotides. RefSeq names its product heat stress transcription factor C-1a-like. The transcript is spliced from 4 exons. Gene Ontology annotation, cellular component: nucleus. The record is from RefSeq and is a predicted model, not a curated record. Gene Ontology annotation, molecular function: DNA-binding transcription factor activity; RNA polymerase II cis-regulatory region sequence-specific DNA binding. NCBI's taxonomy places the organism in Eukaryota, Viridiplantae, Streptophyta, Magnoliopsida, Poales, Poaceae. The coding region runs from base 1 to 1074 and encodes 357 amino acids. Gene Ontology annotation, biological process: regulation of transcription by RNA polymerase II; cellular response to heat.
AUGCACAGGAGCGAGCAGUGGCGGGGACAAUGGUGGCGGAGGGGUGGGAACGGCCGCGUGGAGAUGUCCCUCCCGCCAAAUCUCGCUGCGGAUAGGGGUCGAGCUCGGGUCGACCUCCCGCCCUGUGAAUCUAAAGGUUGCGGGAGAUCUUUUGCCGCGCUCCGCAAAAUAUUUAACGGGUCGGCCGCGUUCGCGGGGUCUGUUCGGGCGGGAUUUUCCGCGGCAACCCGCAUUUUGACGACGGAGGGUCGCUCACCGUUCGUGGCCAAGACGUACCAGCUGGUGAGCGACCCUAGGACGGACGCGCUCGUUAGGUGGGGGAGGGACAACAACAGCUUCCUCGUCACCGACGUCGCCGGCUUCUCGGAGCUCCUCCUCCCAUGCUUCUUCAAGCACGGCAACUUCUCCAGCUUCGUCCGCCAGCUCAACUCUUACGGCUUCCGGAAGGUGCACCCGGACCGAUGGGAGUUCGCGCACGAGUCAUUCCUUCGCGGCCAGACGCACCUUCUGCCGCGCAUCGUGCGCCGCAAGAAGAAGCGCGGCGAGACCUCUUGCUCGUCUCUAGUCGGCGGCGGCGAGCAGCAUGUGAUGGCCAAUAUAGGAGAGGAAGUGGAGGAGGGAGAGGACGACGAGGGGAGGGAGGCGCUGCUCGAGGAGGCGACGAAGCGGCUGAGUGACCGGCUCAUGCCCUUCCUCGCCCGGCUCGACGAGGAUCCCAACGCCACCUCCCUCCACCUGCUCCAACAGGCAGCCGAGAAGAAGCUGCAGCGCAUGAAGUUGCCUUCCCGUGAUUUUGCUUCCUUUCCCAUUGCACCCCCGCUUCACCUGGCGCCUUCACCGCUAUUGGCUCUCGGCGACGAAGCCAUGUGCGGCGCCAGAGUCGGGCAAUGGGCGGAGCCGAUGCCACUGAAACUCCCAACCUUGGAGGAGCCCUCCACGAGCUCCGGGGUGCAGCAGGUGCCGGAGUUCGAGGGCGGCGGCAGGGACAGCGGCAGCGGCACGGGCAUAACUGACAGUGGGACCGCAGUGGAGAUCCCCUUCCCGUUCUGCCUACUUGGCCAGUGUUUCUUCUAA